AUGGGUCAAGGCUUCUCUCUCGCGACGCCCUCCGCGGGCUCCGCGGGCAUCGACAUUCCCGAGCUCUCCGAUCUCAUGUACGAGAAGAGCAUCGGAAACGCCCGCUUCAUGAAGAGCAUCCGCGCCAGGCACCAUGAUGGAGUCGCUCUGGUCAAGGUCCUGGUCAAGCCGUACACUCCGAUGGCGUUGGACAGAUACAAGCGCGAUAUCGAGAAGCAGCGCAGUGCCCUUGCUGAUGUGCCCAACGCUCUCGGCUUCCAACGCAUCGUCGAGACCGAAACCAACGGUUACCUAGUCCGACAGUACCUGUACAACUCCCUCUACGACCGAAUGAGCACCCGGCCGUUUUUGGAGGAUAUCGAGAAGAAAUGGCUGGCAUUCCAGCUCUUGUGCGCCUUGCGCGACUGCCACGCUCGAGAUAUCUACCAUGGCGACAUCAAGACGGAGAACACGCUGGUGACGUCCUGGAACUGGCUGUACCUCUCCGACUUCUCUUCGCCGUUCAAGCCGAUCAUGCUUCCCGACGACAACCCUGGAGACUUUUCAUACUACUUCGACACAUCCGGUCGCCGAACGUGCUACGUCGCCCCCGAACGAUUCGUCCCGGCCGAUGAGGUGAAUAGCAAAAACGCGAAGCUUACAUGGGCUAUGGAUGUCUUCAGUACUGGCUGCGUCAUUGCAGAAAUGUUCUUGGAGACGCCCAUUUUUACCCUGAGCCAGUUAUACAAGUACAGGAAAGGCGAAUAUGAUCCAGUCAUCUCCCAGAUUAGUCGCAUUCCGGACAAAGACCUUCGCGACAUGAUCUCGCACAUGAUCCAGCUCGACCCAGAGCGACGAUACUCCGCGGAGCAAUACCUCGACUUUUGGAAGAAGAAGGUAUUUCCUGAGUACUUUUACAACUUCCUCCAUCAGUAUAUGGAGCUCAUCACGGACCCAUCGUCGGGAAACAACCCGAUCUCCGGAGCGACCAGGAACCUGGGUGAAGCCGAUGACCGGAUCGACCGCGUCUUUCUCGACUUUGAUAAGAUCUCCUACUUCCUUGGCUACCAGAGCGAGAAGCGUCCUGCGCAGAACGAGGUCCUGUCAGGAAAACUUGGGCUGGGCCAUUUCCCGAUCCGGCUAAACAUACCAAAUCACGAGCACUACAUCACGGGCGCUUCGGAUCCACCCGAAGAUGACGGGACUCUGAUCUUUUUGACGCUGAUUGUUUCUUCUCUCCGUAACACGGCGAGGGCGGCCUCAAAAGUCAGAGCCUGUGAUGUUCUUCUAGCCUUCUCGGAGAGAAUCACGGACGAAGCAAAAUUGGAUCGAGUGCUGCCAUACCUCAUGACGCUUCUUAACGAUAAGUCGGAUCUUGUGGUUAUCGCGGGACUUCGUUCCAUUACCCAACUGCUGCAGCUUGUGCGGGUUGUCUCACCCGUGAACUCGCACAUAUUUGUGGAGUAUAUUCUCCCUCGACUUCAAGGUGCCAUAAUAGCAAACGCAAACAUCCCCAGCCCUCUUGUGAGAGCCACCUACGCUUCGUGUCUAGGAAGCCUCGCACACACUGCAGCGCGGUUUCUGGAGCUUGCGGCGACACUGAAGGCGGACGGUACACUCACCGUAGCUGACCCUGAGCUCGAACCGGGGCUCGAGGCGGAGGCCGCCUUUGACGGUCUUUUUGAUGAUGCACAGAAGGAGCUGUACGAGAUGUUCGAGCUACACACCAAGGCCCUUGUGGAGGAUCCCGACUUCUCGGUUCGGCGGGCGUUUUUGACAUCGGUAUCCGACCUCUGCAUGUUCUUUGGCCCGGCAGAUGCCAACGAUAUUCUCCUGACACAUCUCAACACAUACUUGAACGACGGCGACUGGAUGCUCAAGUGUGCCUUCUUCGAGACUAUCGUUAGUAUCGCCAGUAUGGUGGGCAGCGUCAGUCUGGAGGAGUUCAUGCUUCCUGUUAUGAUCCAGGCCCUCACUGACCCGGAAGAGUUUGUGUUGCAAGCGGCCUUGCAUUCACUGGCGCAGUUGGCUCGACUCGGCUUGCUUUCCAAAACGAAAUUGUGGGAGCUUAUCGACGGUGUCACACGAUUCACAAUGCAUCCCAACAUGUGGAUUCGAGAGUCUGCGACAGAGUUUCUCUCUGAGGCGACACGCUUCCUGUCUCCGGCAGAUGUUCGGUGCAUCGUCUUCCCAAUGGUUAGGCAAUAUCUCAAGACCGGAAUGGUACCUGAAUUUUCGGAACUCGCCCUGCUGGACGCUCUGAAACGACCGAUGUCAAGAGCUGUAUUUGAUCAAGCCUUGAUAUGGGCUUUGAAGACUGAGAAAGGAGUUUUCUGGAAGUUGUCGCAGCAGCUUCGUUCUUUUUCGUACGGAUCGCUUUCGAAGACAAUCACCAGCCGGGCGUCUAAGGAUACGCUGAGUAAGGUGUCCAAGAAUGACGAAGACGAGUUAUGGCUCGGGCGACUGAGGAACCUUGGACUCGGCCCAGAUGAUGAGUUCAAGCUUCUCGCCUUGCGGGAGUUCAUCUGGCGCAUUAGCGAGAUAAAGUCGAGAGAAGGUCUUGGCCAGGAACCGGCCAAGCUCAACGACGUCAUCUCCCUUAAGAGUCUCGGUAUCACUCCACAGACUGUUUUCUUCGACGAAGAGCCGUUGCAGCAGUCGACAUUCCAGCCCGAUUCCGACCAAAAGGGCCCAUACACGAUUGCAGACGCUCUUUUGGAUGCGUCUAUGACCAUCGACGAUUCAACGGGCAAGAGGAAGUUUGCCGCUCUCAACAACCUGCGCACUCGUGUGGUUGAAGACCAAGGCUCUUCAUCACGGGAUGUUUCUCGUGCGAGAUCGAUCGAUCCAACGAGACGCUCGUCUACUGGUCAGGGCAAGCUGACGGUCGGAAGCCCGACAGAAGAUGGGGCGUCUGUUCAUGAUCGGCCAUAUGCAUCUCGGAGGGCGAUUCGCCAUCAGUCUAGUGCGUUGAGUCUACUGGACCGGAAAGACGGCAAUAAGAGCAUCCCGGAAACCGGCAUGUCUGGUACGAACGCGUUUGGCGAAGUGGAAGGACCGUUUGCCCAGGCACCUCCUGCGCGACCGAACCUGCAAGACCGCCGGACUAGUACUACGAGCGUUGUCACUAAGCUGAGACCGAACCACUCAUACGAAGGCUCUGACCCGAGCAUUCUCAAGAUGCUUGACUCAAUGUACCAGGACAACUAUCCCCACGACAUUGCUGAAUUCGGGCCAAUGGUCACCCCAAUCACUCGUCGGAAACCCAGUCGCUCCGUUGGCCAGUCAGGCGACGAGCCGUGGCGGCCCGCCGGCCGCAUGGUUGCUACUUUUGCUGAGCAUACCGGCGCGAUUAACCGCCUGGUGGUCGCGCCAGACCACGUCUUCUUCAUCACAGGUGGAGAUGAUGGCAACGUCAAGGUGUGGGAUAGUGCCCGCCUGGAGAAGAACAUCACCCACCGAUCGAGACAGACACACAAACAUGCUGAUGGCGCUAAGGUACUUGCGUUGUGCUUCAUUGAGAACACGCACUGCUUUGUCAGUUGCGCAAGCGACGGGAGCGUCCACAUCGUCAAGGUCGAGACGGUGUCAGCUAGCGGCGUACUGCGAUACGGGAAGCUCCGUCUGUUGAGGGAGUAUCAACUUCCGAAGGACGAGCACGCGGUCUGGUGCGAGCAUUUCAAGAUCGAAUCCACCUCGGUCUUGCUCCUGGCGACGAACAGAUCUCGAAUCCUGGGCAUCGAUCUCCGAACGAUGACCCUCCUCUACACGUUAGAGAACCCGGUUCAUCAUGGAACACCGACAUGUUUCUGUGUAGAUCGCAAACGAAACUGGCUGUGCGUGGGAACCACACACGGAGUUCUCGAUCUGUGGGACCUGCGAUUCCGCAUGAGACUCAAGGGAUGGGGCGUCCCGGGCAAGAGCUCAAUUUAUCGAUUGUGCAUUCAUCCUAGCAAGGGGCGAGGUAAAUGGGUCUGCGUCGCCGGCGGGACGGGCCAAGGCGAAGUUACCGUUUGGGAUCUCGAACGUACCACGUGCAGGGAGAUUUACCGUGUCGGUGGUAACAAGGAAGGUCCUAAGGGAUACGAGCCUUGGGAGGUUGAUGAAGACAAGCCAGAAGGCAUGCUGGGCCGUUUCGCCACUAACAUUGAGCCAAGCGGAACUGGCAAUACGGAUCGUGGAGUUCGUGCAAUGAUUGCCGGCACCGGCGCCACUGAGGACUCCCGCGAUGUUAGACAUGCCUUCAUCGUCACGGGCGGAUCCGACAAGAAGCUCCGGUUCUGGGACCUGUCACGGAUCGAGAGCUCGACAGUGUUCAGCGGGCUUCAAGUGGACGAUCCCAAACCGACGUUCACGGCUUCUCAUCCCACGACGUCCAUGACCUUGAACACGGAGAGGAUUCCGAGACAAACGCCAACGGCGACGAACGCUGCAGGUGGAGCGAAGGGAAAAGCCACUGGUGGAAGGCCGACGCGAUCUACGGUUAUUUCUUUGCAGCACCAGCAGCUGCUGCGGUCUCACCUGGACUCAAUCAUGGACGUGGCUUUGCUGGAGCUGCCGUAUAGCAUGACGCUGUCGGUUGACAGGUCUGGGGUGGUGUUUGUGUUUUCAUAA
Messenger RNA from Colletotrichum karsti, 4593 nucleotides. RefSeq names its product protein kinase. Gene Ontology annotation, biological process: protein phosphorylation; autophagy of peroxisome; protein targeting to vacuole. Gene Ontology annotation, molecular function: ATP binding; protein binding; protein serine/threonine kinase activity. Lineage: Eukaryota; Fungi; Ascomycota; Sordariomycetes; Glomerellales; Glomerellaceae. The record is from RefSeq and is a predicted model, not a curated record. Bases 1 to 4593 code for a protein of 1530 amino acids. The transcript has 2 exons. Gene Ontology annotation, cellular component: nucleus-vacuole junction; late endosome; phosphatidylinositol 3-kinase complex, class III, type II.